This is a messenger RNA of Peromyscus maniculatus bairdii (prairie deer mouse), 5122 nucleotides long. RefSeq names its product signal transducer and activator of transcription 5B (gene Stat5b). NCBI's taxonomy places the organism in Eukaryota, Metazoa, Chordata, Mammalia, Rodentia, Cricetidae. Gene Ontology annotation, biological process: signal transduction; regulation of DNA-templated transcription. The record is from RefSeq and is a predicted model, not a curated record. Gene Ontology annotation, molecular function: DNA binding; DNA-binding transcription factor activity.
CAGUAAACGGUGAAGGAGUGUAGACAGAGUUCUGCCUCCAGCCAGGCUGCCGAAGGCACAAGCCCUUAGGAGCAGGAGCCCCUGUUCACGGUGCUGAGCUAUGUUUAGACGUGUUAGUAGCCGCAUAGUGAGAGAAGAUCUGUUUCCAGAAAAGUAGUUUUAGCAAAAGUGAUUCCGUUUGAUGGCAGAGUCCCAGUGCUAGUGGACAGCUGACGAUUUCAACUCAUCAUUACGUGUCCUGAUAACGACAUUGAUUCUUCUACCUGGAUAAACUAUUUCUUCCUGGCAGGAAAACAUUUUAAUUUUCUAAUCAAGAAGCUCUUAUUCAAUUGUCAUGUCUAUGACCCAAAGUAAAAAUGGAUGGAUAAUUCAUGUAAAUGUGUGCAACACAGCAACCUGAACCUGCAUUUGGCUCAGUAGGUGGUGAACCAUGGCAAUGUGGAUACAGGCUCAGCAGCUCCAGGGCGAUGCUCUUCACCAGAUGCAGGCGCUGUAUGGCCAGCAUUUCCCCAUCGAGGUGCGGCACUAUUUAUCCCAGUGGAUUGAGAGCCAAGCCUGGGACUCAAUAGAUCUUGAUAAUCCACAGGAGAACAUUAAGGCCACCCAGCUCCUGGAGGGCCUGGUGCAGGAGCUGCAGAAGAAGGCAGAGCACCAGGUGGGGGAAGAUGGGUUUUUGCUGAAGAUCAAGCUGGGGCACUAUGCCACGCAGCUCCAGAACACCUAUGACCGCUGCCCCAUGGAGCUGGUCCGCUGCAUCCGGCACAUUCUGUACAAUGAACAGAGGCUGGUCCGGGAGGCCAACAACGGGAGCUCUCCAGCUGGAAGUCUUGCUGACGCCAUGUCCCAGAAGCACCUUCAGAUCAACCAGACGUUUGAGGAGCUGCGCCUGAUCACGCAGGACACGGAGAACGAGCUGAAGAAGCUGCAGCAGACCCAGGAGUACUUCAUCAUCCAGUAUCAGGAGAGCCUGCGCAUCCAAGCCCAGUUUGCCCAGCUGGCCCAGCUGAACCCCCAGGAGCGCAUGAGCCGGGAGACAGCCCUGCAGCAGAAGCAAGUGUCCCUGGAGGCCUGGCUGCAGCGAGAGGCUCAGACACUGCAGCAGUACCGUGUGGAGCUGGCUGAAAAGCACCAGAAAACCCUGCAGCUGCUUCGGAAACAACAGACCAUCAUCCUGGACGAUGAGCUGAUCCAGUGGAAGCGGCGGCAGCAGCUGGCCGGGAACGGGGGUCCCCCCGAGGGCAGCCUGGACGUGCUGCAGUCCUGGUGUGAGAAGCUGGCCGAGAUCAUCUGGCAGAACCGGCAGCAGAUCCGCAGGGCCGAGCACCUCUGCCAGCAGCUGCCCAUCCCAGGCCCCGUGGAGGAGAUGCUGGCCGAGGUCAACGCCACCAUCACAGACAUCAUCUCAGCUCUGGUCACCAGCACAUUCAUCAUCGAGAAGCAACCUCCCCAGGUCCUGAAGACCCAGACCAAGUUCGCAGCCACCGUGCGCCUGCUGGUGGGUGGGAAGCUGAAUGUGCACAUGAACCCGCCGCAGGUGAAGGCGACCAUCAUCAGUGAGCAGCAGGCCAAGUCCCUGCUCAAGAACGAGAACACCCGCAAUGAUUACAGCGGCGAGAUCCUGAACAACUGCUGUGUCAUGGAGUAUCACCAGGCCACUGGCACCCUCAGCGCCCACUUCAGAAACAUGUCCCUAAAACGAAUCAAGAGAUCUGAUCGCCGCGGCGCGGAGUCGGUGACGGAAGAGAAGUUCACAAUCCUGUUUGACUCACAGUUCAGCGUCGGUGGGAAUGAGCUGGUCUUCCAAGUCAAGACCUUGUCGCUCCCCGUGGUUGUCAUCGUUCACGGCAGCCAGGACAACAAUGCGACAGCCACUGUCCUCUGGGACAACGCCUUUGCAGAGCCUGGCAGGGUGCCGUUUGCCGUGCCUGACAAGGUGCUCUGGCCGCAGCUGUGUGAAGCGCUCAACAUGAAAUUCAAGGCCGAAGUGCAGAGCAACCGCGGCCUGACCAAGGAGAACCUGGUGUUCCUGGCCCAGAAACUGUUCAACAGCAGCAGCAGCCACCUCGAGGACUACAACAGCAUGUCGGUGUCCUGGUCCCAGUUCAACCGGGAGAACUUGCCGGGACGGAACUACACCUUCUGGCAGUGGUUUGACGGGGUGAUGGAGGUGUUAAAGAAACAUCUCAAGCCUCACUGGAACGAUGGGGCCAUCUUGGGUUUCGUGAACAAGCAACAGGCCCAUGACCUGCUCAUCAACAAGCCAGAUGGGACCUUCCUGCUGAGAUUCAGCGAUUCCGAGAUCGGAGGCAUCACCAUUGCCUGGAAGUUUGACUCUCAGGAAAGAAUGUUUUGGAACCUGAUGCCUUUCACCACUAGAGACUUCUCCAUCCGGUCCCUGGCUGACCGCUUGGGGGACUUGAAUUACCUCAUAUACGUGUUUCCUGACCGGCCGAAGGAUGAAGUCUAUUCUAAGUAUUACACGCCAGUCCCGUGUGAGCCUGCCACCGCCAAAGCAGCUGACGGAUACGUGAAGCCGCAGAUCAAGCAAGUGGUCCCUGAGUUUGCUAACGCAUCUACAGAUGCGGGGAGCGGCGCCACCUACAUGGACCAGGCCCCCUCUCCAGCAGUGUGCCCCCAGGCUCACUACAACAUGUACUCACAGAACACCGACUCUGUCCUUGACACCGACGGGGACUUCGAUCUAGAAGACACGAUGGACGUGGCGCGGCGCGUGGAGGAACUCUUAGGCCGGCCCAUGGACAGUCAGUGGAUCCCUCAUGCCCAGUCAUGACCAGACCUCGCCGCCUGCAGCUUCAUCAUCCUCGCGGAGGAACUUUCUUGUGGAUGUUUUAAUUCCAUGAAUCGCUUCUCUUUGGAAACAAUACUCAUAAUGUGAAGUGUUAAUAUAGUUGUGACUUUAGUGUUCCUGUGCAUCGUGGCACCAGUGAAGGGAGUGUGUGUGAGUGUGAAUGUGUGGGUUUGCACGUUGUGUUCCCCCCCCCCUCCACCCCUUGCUGUCCAGUCUAAGCUGCAGUGCCAGGGCAGGGGCCGGGCUUGUUUUCACCUCGUGCAAAGAGGCGGUCGGUCCCCUGGACCCUGGAACCUGGCCAUGUGUCUUAAGGGUGGCCGAACUUUGACACGCGACUGUUCAAGUAAGAAAAGGACAAAGAGAGGAAAAAGCACCUCCUCUCUGGGGAGCCUUCCUCCCUCGGCCAGGCAGUCCAUAGUCCACGCCAGCUGCCAUUGUCUCCUCCUGUCUUCUGAAAUGUCGGUGACUGUCUGUUGAUGGAGAAAGCCAAUGCCUCACAGGUCCCCGUCCCCUUUGCGCAUACGGAUGGGAAGGGAAGCUGGAUAAAGAGUGUUGGGGCAAAGGUGGCCGCAGGUUUUUGGAUGGGUGGUGGCUGUUUCCACCACUUAACCCGUCCUAACAUUGGCUCCUUGUCCUCUGCUUCCUCAGUCUCUGUUUCUAGAUUGCCACUCAGCUUAUGUGUGUGUACUCGUGUGGAUAUGUUUAACAAAAUAAUGGCAAGGAAGGAGGGCCACCCAGCCCAGGGCUGACAGGUGAUGCCCUGUGCUCUGCCAGCGUGGCCCGUCUGUGCUACCCUCCCCCACUCUGUGCUGUGGCGAGGCUGUGCCUACAUUAUCCAAGGCUCUUCUAGAAGCUUGUGGAUAACGGCUUUCUGCAAAUGUCCAGUGGUGGUUUUGUUUCUAAAUCAGGUCUUUUUAUGUUUUUCCCAUUUGCACCCUAAUUUGACAUCGAAGUUCUCUCUUCCUGUAUCAAGUCCUGGGUCCUCUGUACCCAGGUCACCCCUUUUCCCGCCAGUGUCACAGAGUGUCCUGAGGAAUAGGUGGUAGGGAUUGUGACCCAUACCUGGGGCCAGCCUGCCACGCAGGCAGCCACCACCGUGGGGUGCUGGGUGCUGUUGGGAGUUAGGCAAAUGCAGUCAGCAGGUUGCUGGGAAGUUGGGUAAGCUUUAGGAACGAGAAGGACGGCUGGAGUGUCCCCAGAAGGAAGGAAGGGGCUGCAGAGGGCAGGCAGGGAGAGGGGCAAGCAGAGAGCGGUUACCUCUCAGGCCUGCAAAGCCCUCCUUGGCUUCCUCUCCAAACACGGGCAGAGCCACACCCAGGAGAGGAGGGCCCCAAAACCUUAUUUUUAUACAUGCAAGUAAAUAAACCUAUUUUUUUUACAAAAAUAACUUCUGAAUUUAUCAGUGUUUUACUGUUAAAGGAAAAUACUCCUGUGUCGUAAAUUAUUUAUUGGAAGAUGACUUUUUAAAAGCUGCUGCUUGCCUUGGCUUGGUUUUGUACACUGAUUUUUCUAUGCCUGGCGGUAGCCUCUCUGCCUCAGGUGCUCGCUGGAUGGAGGCGGCGUGAGGCCUCUCCCUGCCCCCUCAGGAGAAGGCUGGAGCUGCUUGAGGAAUCCAGGCUUAUGGGACUCUUCCCCACCUGUCAUGUGGCCUGUUUGUCCCGGUAACCCUCCCAAGGGUGUGGACUUGACGCACUUCUAGAUUUACUGUGGACACGGCCCCAGAGCAUGGGGGUAACAGAGCAGCCUGGCACCCCUAGAAGGUUCCAAGCUUACUCUCGAGUUGGGUUGGAGAAGAAGGUGCCCAAGUAAGGCUUCCACACGGUCGCUUCGCUCCCCUGGGUUUUACUGAGGCUGUACCUGGAGAUGGGAGAGGCUUUGAACUGGAAGCUGUGUUCCCUGUCUGCAUGUCUCUCUCUCUCUCUUUCUCUCUCUCUCUCUCUCUAUCUCUCUCUCUCUCUCUCUCUUUCUCUCUCUCUCUCUCUCUCUGCCCGACUCCUGCACACAAAGACGAGGCCAGGGCAGAUCUCCACCCACCUCUUGCCUGCUCACAGACCCACACGUGAGUCCUGAAAGGUCUCAGCUUGGGGGUGUGGCGUGGGGGGGGCUUUGUCGGGGUGGAAGAAGAUUCAAAGUGGCUUUCUCUAACAAUGAAAAUAUUCUUCUGUAAUUUUUCUUUUUAACAUUUUAUUUCAGAUACAUAUUUUAGUGUUGAGGCAGAUUAGUAUAUAGCCACCAAAAAGUAUUGUGUAUAAAUUGGAACAGCCACAAAAUUGUGUAUUUUAUGUUACAAUAAAGGAGUCUUCUGAAGGACAA